Molecule: messenger RNA, 339 nt
Organism: Acanthoscelides obtectus
Lineage: Eukaryota; Metazoa; Arthropoda; Insecta; Coleoptera; Chrysomelidae
Source: the annotation of a GenBank genome assembly
AUUUUUUUGAGCAAAGAACAUUCAUCAAAUUUUGUUUGCGGAACGAAUAUUCUUGUGCGGACACGUUGAAAAUGUUGCGGAAGGCCUUUGAUGAUCAAACUAUGUGGUACAAUGAGUUCAAAGCGGGCCGAGAAUGCGUUGAAGACGAACCGCGCUCUGAACGACCAUCUACGUCUACCGACGAGGACCACGUCCAACAAAUCAAAGAUUUGGUGAUUGGAACUCGCUGAGUGUUGGAAUAUCAUUUGGCUCAGCCCAAACCAUUCAUUGAGAAGGAUGUUUUUGUGUCACAAGCGUGUCAAAUCUCGGUUGGUGCCAAAAUCGCUCAUUUUUUGGAAA